AUAUUAAUUUAAUUUUUUAAUUUGAAAGUUACUACUAUGAAGUUGUAUGGUUUUUUUUUAAAUCUUAUAAAUUUAAAUAGGAGCAAUAAAUUAUCAGUAGAAAUAAUCUUGGCCGGACCGCUAGUUUGGAACUUUGGAUAGAAAAAAGAGCGGCGUUCAACAGAGCCUUACACAGUCACACUGCCGCCGGAGCAAUUCCAUUUGCCACCUGAUUCCACUCCAUUACUACGGAAUUCUUCCAUAUUCAUUCUUAAUUAUCUUCUCCCGAAGUCAGAAAUCAUUCCCCAUUAAGAAACGAACUCGUUCCACUCUUCCACAAAAAAAAGUAUUGUAGCAGGUGAAGAAUCAAUACUAGUGUCAUAAAAUGAUGGUUUCCUUGAGCAAUGCGCUAGUCCUUUGUCCUCAGCAACAAUGGGACGUUGCAGCCAGAGUGGCAUUGCGCUCUUCUAAUGGCCGCUUCAGUGAUUGUGGCGCGGUCACGUGCUCGAGUAAAGGGAACAACCGUUUUCCUAUUCGUCUCACGCUCAUGAGUUCGAAAAGACAGGCGAGGGCUGCUGCAGAAGGGUUGUGGGAAGACCCCGACAAUGGGAGUGAUGACAGUGAGUUCGAGGAUGAUUACGAGGAAGAAGAAGAAGACAAGGAAGCAGAGGAGGAUUAUAGGAGUGAUUGGGAGAACAAUGGGAAUGAUAAGGGUGUUGUUAGCAAUGCUGAAGCAUUGUCUAUGAAACAGUACGAGGAAAGUCUUGUUAGAGAUGUUGAGCACAUGUUGAGGCCGGAGGAAAUAGCAAUUUUGGAGCAGAACAAAACUCCUAACCUAGAUAUAUUGUCAACGGAGAAAUGGAAGCCUUUCCAUACCUUUGCUCUAGCUGGACAGAUAAAAUUUAUGGAUGGUCUCCUCGAGAAUGGAUAUGAUAUCGAGCUAGUUGAUAAGGGUGGGUCGACUGCGCUGCAUCUGGCAGUCAUUGGAAAGAGAGAGGCCGUCAUUAGUCAUCUCUUGAGGAAAGGAGCAAAUCCUGAAGCACGAGAUCAGGACGGUGUUACUCCCCUCCAUUAUGCUGUUCAAGUAGGGGCGAUGCAAACUGUGAAACUGUUGAUGAAGUACAAGGUUGAUGUGAACGUCGCUGAUAACGAAGGAUGGACACCAUUGCAUGUGGCAAUGCAGACGAGAAACAGAUACAUAGCGAAGAUCUUGUUAGUUAAUGGCGCUGACAUAAACAGGAGGAACAAGGAUGGGAGUACGCCCCUUGAUAUUAGCUUAUGUUAUGGCAAAGAGUUCAAGACGUAUGAUCUUGCCAAAAUGUUGAAACAAGUUGCUGGUAGCAGAAGCUUCUAACAUCUCGAUUUAGGCAGAAUUGGAGUGUGAAAGAUGGGAGACAUGAUGUUGCAGAGUUCCCUCUUAUGUUGCUGUCUCAUUCAUGGGAUUAAUCUUUCAUAUGCUAAUGAAGAAAAUGUAUUAUAGGAUGUGAUUUUGUUGUUUUCUUUCGUUUGAUCUGUCGUUUAACCCCCAAACUAAGGCUGUAACUAAAUCAAGCCAUUCGUGAGCUAUUUAAAAUUCAACCCAGAAAAAAAGUCUAUUCAAAACUCGAAUGUUUAGUUAACGAGCUCUCGAGCCUCGAACCAGGCUCGACAUCAACCAGCCCGUGGGUGUUUGGCUUGGUCAACUCAUUUAUUACAGCCUUCGGUUGAAUUUAAAUUGUUUUAUAAUUUCA
Messenger RNA from Salvia splendens (bonfire salvia), 1709 nucleotides. RefSeq names its product ankyrin repeat domain-containing protein EMB506, chloroplastic-like. The record is from RefSeq and is a predicted model, not a curated record. Bases 365 to 1333 code for a protein of 322 amino acids. The transcript is spliced from 8 exons. Lineage: Eukaryota; Viridiplantae; Streptophyta; Magnoliopsida; Lamiales; Lamiaceae. Gene Ontology annotation, molecular function: protein binding.